Cercospora beticola is the source of this 1026-nucleotide messenger RNA. RefSeq lists its product as uncharacterized. NCBI's taxonomy places the organism in Eukaryota, Fungi, Ascomycota, Dothideomycetes, Mycosphaerellales, Mycosphaerellaceae. The record is from RefSeq and is a predicted model, not a curated record.
AUGGCACGUAGGAAUGGGCAGCGCGAAGAAGCUUCCCAGUCUGCAAGCAAGGUGAGCGAGGCGGAACGUUCGACCGGAGAGGAAGAAAAAGCACAUAUAGACGAAGAAAUCUGGACCGAAGAAGACGAUUCGUAUCAAGAAGAAGAACCAAGCUCAUCUAGCUCACCAAGUUCAUCGAGCGAAGAAGAAGAUGAUGGCCCUCCGCAACCACGAGCAAAGCAGACUGCUAGAAGAGGGGACCAUCUAGGAUUCCUGGCGCGAAUGGCCGGCAGAAGCUCAAUCAGGAAUGCACACUCCAGCACUCCAGAGGCGGAAGAAGAAAGUCGUCCAGGCCCACGGAAGCAGCAAACUGCUCGGCGUGGCGAUCACGCAGGCUUUCUUGCGCGCAUGGCUCUUCGAAACGGACAGGUUACCAAAUCAAGCGGUCCCUCAAAUGAAGCACCAGGUCGUCCGAGUCGUCUGGGAAAGCAGACAGCACGUCGGAGCGGGUUGGCAGCCAGUGAUUCGAAGCGCUCCGUUCAGAAUCGUGUCAAUGACCCCAUCGAAGAUAUAGAAUGGGACAUUACAGGUGACUGGGAAAUUGAAUGCGACACGCUCGCCAACUGGAGUGGCUACGGCCCGCAAAAACUCAGCCUGGCGAUAUAUCAUGAUAAAGCGCGACCGGGCGGUCACAUGGCCUUCUUUGACUUCCACAUCAGCGAGGGUAUCAUGCGUAUCACUUGUCCGACACCGAGGACCACGGACAAGAAAUUACGAGCGACCUACGUCUAUCGAGGAAGAGAGACAGGCGAAGGGGAGAUUCUGAUCGGGUCAGACAGUCGUGUCUAUAAAAUUGUGUUCAAGGAUAGGGGGACGAGGCUGAAAGGGAAAUACGCUGGUGCAGGCUCUGAGCGGGUUACUUUCACAGGAUCGAAAGUGAAAAGAGGAUUGCAGCGUCGAACCUCGAGCACAAAUCGGUGGGAAUCUUUCUCAGAAGAGGAGUGGGCAAGGGCUUCAGUGGGUCGAUGGGGUGGAUGGGUAGGAUGA